Messenger RNA from Eurypyga helias (sunbittern), 528 nucleotides. Its product is annotated as dnaJ homolog subfamily C member 3-like. NCBI's taxonomy places the organism in Eukaryota, Metazoa, Chordata, Aves, Eurypygiformes, Eurypygidae. Gene Ontology annotation, cellular component: endoplasmic reticulum. Gene Ontology annotation, biological process: protein folding in endoplasmic reticulum. The transcript is spliced from 3 exons. Bases 86 to 445 code for a protein of 119 amino acids. Gene Ontology annotation, molecular function: protein-folding chaperone binding; misfolded protein binding. The record is from RefSeq and is a predicted model, not a curated record.
AAAAGCCAUUAAAGACUAUGAGACGGCUCAAGCCAAUAGUGAAAAUGACCAGCAGAUUCGGGAGGGGCUGGAACGUGCCCAGCGGAUGCUGAAGCAAUCGCAGAAGCGGGACUACUAUAAAAUCUUAGGAGUAAAAAGAAAUGCUCGAAAGCAAGAGAUCAUAAAAGCGUACCGCAAGCUGGCAUCCCAGUGGCACCCUGAUAACUUCCAGAGCGAGGAAGAAAAGAAGAAAGCAGAGAAAAAAUUCAUUGAUAUAGCAGCUGCUAAAGAGGUCCUCACUGACCCAGAAAUGAGGCGGAAGUUUGAUGCGGGAGAAGACCCACUGGAUGCGGAGAGUCAGCAAGGCGGGGGCAACCCAUUCCACAGGAACUGGAACACGUGGCAAGGAUUCAACCCCUUUGGAUCGGGAGGAGGACCGUUUACAUUCAAAUUUCACUUCAGUUAGAGCCAAGACUGUUUCUGGCGGCGGCUGGUUUUUUUACUUAAUUCGUUGACAAAUAAAGAAGUCUCUCAGUUCAAGACCCAAAA